UUUUCCAUUCGAUUUAGGUCGAUUAUUACGGAUGGAAGCAUGUCGCAUUCGGGUUGAAAUAGAUACACAGUCUUUUCUUAUCUUAUAAAACAGAUAUCCUGGAUUGUGUCACACAUUGUACAAAAAUAGCAUAAUUAAGUCUUUCUUUAAUUACUAUAUAUGCACUAUACACAAUUGAUGCGGAAAUAGUCUACGGGAACAACGAAACACGUCAAACGGGUCAGGCGCCCAAACAGACGGAGGAGCAUCAAGAAAGUAUUCAAGUGUAAUAAAAGAGAAAGUUUAGAUUGUUUCUGUCGCGAUAUACAUUUUAUAAACUACAUAGCACACUGGUUAUCAAUAAAUAUAGUAGUAGACUCAUCAAACAGAGAUCGAAGGUACAUCAUAACAUCAGUAAUAUCGUAUUUCAGUAUUUCUGAUCUCCCCUGUGAUGUCACCAUAUUAAAAAGAGGAAAAUGAGCAUCGUACCAAAAGAGACAGUUGAGGUGAUAGCACAGAGCAUCGGCAUAAAUAAUUUGUCUCCAGAUGCUGCAUUGGCUCUUGCUCCUGAUGUUGAAUAUCGUAUCCGUGAAAUAAUACAGGAGGGCAUCAAAUGCAUGCAUCAUUCAAAAAGGACUACAUUGACUACAGAUGACGUGGAUAGUGCACUUAGCAUGCGAAACGUUGAGCCAAUCUACGGAUUCGCAUCUGGAGACCCGUUGAAAUUCAAGAGAGCCCUUGGACACAACGAUUUAUUUUACAUUGAUGACAAGGAUGUAGAUUUCAAAGAUGUUAUUGAAGCUCCAUUGCCAAAGGCACCGCUAGAUACUGCACUUUUCUGUCAUUGGCUUGCCAUUGAAGGCGUACAACCUGCCAUUCCCGAAAAUGCUCCUGUUGAAGUUAUUGCUGCUUUACCCGAGACAAAAAAAACCGAGCAAACGAGUGACGAGCUGCCCGUUGAUAUUAGAUUGCCUGUAAAACAUGUCUUAUCCAGAGAGCUUCAGUUAUACUUCAAUAAAAUUACCGAGCUGGCAGUAAGUAUGCCGGAUUCUGUUCUGUUCAAGGAAGCACUAGUGAGUUUGGCCACAGAUUCUGGACUGCAUCCUUUAGUUCCUUAUUUCACAUGCUUUAUCGAAGAUGAGGUUUCUCGUGGUCUAAACGAUUUUCAACUGCUUUUUGCAUUAAUGCGCCUUGUUUGGAGUCUUCUUCAGAAUCCACACAUAAAUGUCGAAUCUUAUUUGCACCAACUGAUGCCACCUAUCGUAACAUGCAUUGUUACAAAAAAGUUAGGAAAUCGAAUUGCCGACAAUCACUGGGAGCUUAGAGACUUCACUGCCAAGCUUGCUGCCACUAUAUGUAAAAGGUUUGGGCGUAAUUAUAGUAGUCUCCAGUCACGUCUGACUAAAACGUUGCUUAAAUCGUUUUUGGAUCGAAAACGGACAUUGACUCAACAUUAUGGUGCGGUUCAAGGACUAGCAGCUCUUGGACCUCAUGUGGUUUGCCUUCUUCUUUUGCCAAAUCUCGAGAGUUAUUUAGGGUUUCUUGAAGAAAUACUUCAGAAUCAAAAAAAGGAAAUCACAAGACAUGAAGCUUGGCGUGUAUAUGGUGCAUUGCUGCGUGCUGCAGGUAGAUCGGUGUAUGAUCUGCUAAAGGAUUUCCCAAUAUUCCCAUCACCGCCCCCAAAUACUUACUGGAGGAUCAAUACGAAGGUCAUCGGUACAAGUGAAACACAUAAACGCAAGGCAGAUACAGAAGAGUUGGAACAACAGCCGUCCCCAAAGAAAACGAUUACUGACGGACCCGUGGUUUCACCAUCUAACGAUGUCAGCAUAGCACCAGGUGAAACUGAAACUGGUGCGAAUGUUGGUGAACCCGAGCCUGAAACUUCAUCGGCUCAAAUGCAAACGGGUGAUGAUGAUGAUGAUGUUAAAGACAAUAAUAAUAAUAACACACAAGGACGGAAAGAUAGCAGCUAUGGAUUGAGGACGUCUGCAUAUCUUAAGCAGGUUUGGAAAGACGAUCUGAAUUCGGGACAAGUUGUUAUGUCACUAUUUGAAGUGUUCGGUGAAGGCAUUAUGUCCUUCAUUCCUGCUCCUGAGAUGUCUCUAUUUCUGUAAUUUUAGUUUUGCAACAUUGUUAGUUUAAGAUGAAGAAGCUAAUCAAGAGUGUUACGAUUUGGAUGUUUUUUUUUCGUAUAAUAUUGGACUUUGGUUUUCUAAUUUUUAGGUCUAAUAAUGCAGUAA
Helianthus annuus (common sunflower) is the source of this 2222-nucleotide messenger RNA. RefSeq names its product transcription initiation factor TFIID subunit 6. NCBI's taxonomy places the organism in Eukaryota, Viridiplantae, Streptophyta, Magnoliopsida, Asterales, Asteraceae. Gene Ontology annotation, molecular function: protein heterodimerization activity; transcription coactivator activity; RNA polymerase II general transcription initiation factor activity. The transcript has 13 exons. Bases 456 to 2096 code for a protein of 546 amino acids. Gene Ontology annotation, cellular component: SLIK (SAGA-like) complex; transcription factor TFIID complex; SAGA complex. Gene Ontology annotation, biological process: RNA polymerase II preinitiation complex assembly; transcription initiation at RNA polymerase II promoter. The record is from RefSeq and is a predicted model, not a curated record.